Dreissena polymorpha is the source of this 2172-nucleotide messenger RNA. Its product is annotated as inositol oxygenase-like. The record is from RefSeq and is a predicted model, not a curated record. The coding region runs from base 645 to 1496 and encodes 283 amino acids. Gene Ontology annotation, molecular function: iron ion binding; inositol oxygenase activity. The transcript has 6 exons. Gene Ontology annotation, biological process: inositol catabolic process. Gene Ontology annotation, cellular component: cytoplasm. Lineage: Eukaryota; Metazoa; Mollusca; Bivalvia; Myida; Dreissenidae.
GCGAUACACCGAUCAAAGAGUCGCGAUCUUUGAAAGUUUGUUUGAAACAAUGACAUUGAAAACGUAAAGAUCUAAGCUGAGCUGUGGUAACGUUUACUGGAUUAAACUGGGCAACACUGAACUUCAGGGUUGCUAUCAAAAUUGAUAAAACUGUUGUGAUUAUAGGAUUUUCUGAUUUCUGUAUACCGUUAAAUAAGGGUUCGUUGCGGGUUCUUCAACAUAUGGCUUCAUCGGCAGUUGGAUUGAGGAAGGAGUAAGAGUCGACGCAGCAGUGGUGGGUGUAGUAUUAUAAUUGCUUUGCUUCUGGCGCACGCUAUCACUGUAUCCACAGCUGGUGCUAUACGUUGAACAGAAGAUGGACUUACAACAUCAUUAUCAUUUAUUUGUUGCCGCUGUUCUCUUUCGUCAAAUUACAGAGCAAACCAACUGGGCGACUAGUUUGUGGACAUGCGUCAAUUCGACAACAAGCGAGAUAAGAUAAGAGGAGCAAAACACGUUCCAGUUGAAACCAAAGUGUGAAACCACAAGGACUACAACAAGGUCAUAGAAGGUCGGAUAUACGUUUACAAUACAACAUUUCGACAAAUUUGAGACGUAUUCAAUCCGUUAGCCCGCCAACGGGUUCCGCAACAACUCGUGACGUCAUGAGCACGCCCUUGAUCCACGUGCAGAUGGAGGACCCCUCGGAGUUCACACCCGAGCACAAGGACAAGUCCGAGUUCAGGGAUUUCCGUAUGCACAAUGUCCCCGAACGAGUUAAACGGGUGUACAGCGAAAUGCACCGAAAGCAAACGUACGCGUUCGUAAAUCAGAAGAUGUCCGAGUGGUGUCGAUUCGACCACGCGGAGAUCACCGUCAUGGAAGCGCUGGAGAUACUCUCCUCCUACCUCGACGAGAGUGACCCGGAUGUGGACAUGCCCAACUCCAUACAUGCUUUCCAGACUGCAGAAGGUAUCCGGGAGGCGAACCCCGACAAGGAGUGGCUGCAGGUGACUGGUCUGAUCCACGACAUAGGUAAACUCAUGGCCGUCUGGGGGGAGCCGCAGUGGUGCGUCGUCGGCGAUACGUUACCCGUCGGAUGCGCACCCAGCAAGCGCAUCGUCUUCGAUGCGCAGUACUUUGCAGAAAACCCGGACAUGGAUGAUCCAACGCUAAACACGCGCCUUGGUGUGUACACGGAGAACUGUGGCCUGGAGAACGUGCUCAUGAGCUGGGGUCACGACGAGUACCUGUACCGCGUGCUCAAUGCAAACACCUGCCACCUACCGGACGAGGCCCUAUACGCUAUCAGGUUCCAUUCGUUCUACCCGUGGCACACGAGCGAGGACUACAUGUUCCUCUGCAACAACAAGGAUUUGGAGAUGCUUCAGUGGGUCAGGGAGUUCAACAAGUUUGACCUCUACACCAAGUGCCCGGAUACGCCGGACAUCGAGCAACUCAAGCGUUACUAUGGCAACCUCGUCGAGAAAUACGUACCGGGCAAACUGAAGUGGUGAUGGUUUUCUAUGGUCGGAUGAAGCCCUUAUGGAAUGUUGAAUUGGGUCGCAAUGUUUUGAAGAUUUAAAUUUAGAUCCAAACUUUGAAAAUGUAUGCAAUAACUGUAGAAAUUGUAAUGGAAAUACAAACAGCGUUUUAGAAAUGCCAUGAUGAUGUUUUAAAACGAUUUCUAAACUAUUUGCUAUUAAUAUGUAAACAUUUGAAUAUUAUAUAGUCCAACAUUACAAUCAUUUUCCUCUUACAUUUCUUCCAUAAAAAAGAAAUUUAAACACGAAACAAAUGAUAAGGACACAGCAACGCUAUCAAACACUUACACAGCAUGCGUAUAUUCGUCAAAAUGUUAUGUCCACUUAGCUAUUAAAAUCCUUCUUUAUUACUUUGCAGUGUUGCAAUAUUUACGUAACGUAUAAACCGCUACCAUUGUUCAUUAUUUUAACGCCGUUCUUAUUUCCAGAAUCCGUUCGCGCUUUGCAUUCAUGAAAUAACUUCAUAUCAAUCUUGCUUUCCGUUUACAAUAAUACAAAAUCACUGAUUAUUUUGACGGUAUCUUGCUUUAAUCAUUUAAUACUGAGUAUAGUAUAUAUCCAUUCAAAUAUCAAACAGCGUAUUUUUCGAUACUUAGAGAUUAAUUCAAUAAAUGAAAACCAUAGGUCACAUAUUCCACAAUACAGAUUC